This is a messenger RNA of Menidia menidia (Atlantic silverside), 801 nucleotides long. The record is from the annotation of a GenBank genome assembly. Lineage: Eukaryota; Metazoa; Chordata; Actinopteri; Atheriniformes; Atherinopsidae.
AUGGCGCGUACGAGUAUAGGCAAAGGCUCCCUGUGGUCCAUAGAUCCAGAGUACAGGCCCAACUUGAUCCAGGCGCUAAAGAAGACGCCGUAUCACCCCUACUCUCCGGUCCUGGCCGCCCCCUCCACCUCCCCACCCACACUACCACAGACGUUUCAUCACAGUCCUCCAUUGUGGUCGGGGAGUCCCCUCUUCAGAAAGAACGGAGGAGUCCUCCUACAAGUUCCUCGUGGCGUGAUCCAAAAUGGCGCCCGUGUCAGGAGCCAGGCCCUCUUCCCCGUUAUCAGACCUCUGCCCGUAAGCCCCGUGGGGAGCAGAACCUCGGCCAUAAGAUCGUCCCUGGGAGACUAUCUGACCCGGGGGCAGGACAGCCCGUCCUGCUGCUCCCCCCCGCCCUGCGGCGAGGACCUGCAGGACGACCACACCUACAGCACCGCCAAGUCCCCCAGCAGGGCCGCCGACCCGUCCUCCCCGCUGGACGACGGCGGCGACGACGACGACAUCAUCGCCGUGGAGAUCCAGUCGGACGUCAAGCCCGAGCCCCGGGAGAUCCCGCUGGAUUCGCACCUCGCCACCACCGCCGCCUACGUUUCCCAGCAGCCCCCGCGCGGACAGAGACGCGGCUCGGGGCCGCUGGCCGGGACCCCGCCGGCGGGCAGCAGCCUGCCCUGGACCAAAAGCCGAGCGCGGGGGGUGGGCGACACGCUGCCCCUGAAGAAGCGGCGGGCGGUGGAGAAGCCGCCGGAGAGCGACGACGAGGAGAUGAAGGAGGCGGCGGGGUCGCUGCUCCACCUGGCGGGG